AUGUGUUUAAACAAUACUUGUGAAAGGUGAGGUUAACUUAUUAUUUUAAUCGGUUAGCGGCGUUUUCACAGGUGCUAAGCCUUAGUUUUUGGUGUUAUAUUUUAUAGUUUUGAAUUGUGUGAUGAAGGUGAGUUCAACCCAUUCAACCCUCAAUUAUGCACAUCAAUGCCCACGAGAGCAAGAACAGCAUUGUUUAAUAAUUCCCCUCAUUGCUGUACAGAAAUUCCAGGUAAACAGUGCCAGUGGACAGUGGUCAAAGACAUGGCAUAAUUUUAAUUCAUUUCACUGCAACAAACAUCAGUUGUAUGUGAUAAAGAAUUAAUCUAGUCUCCAUUGCUUGGAAUACUGUGGCUCAUUCAUGCUGUGAGAAGCGUCAUACCACUUGUAUGUACAUGGCAAAAUCAUAUAACAUCUAAAUGAGUUUUACCUUGAUGAUCCAGUUUGACUAACUCACUGGCAUUCAUUGCGGGUGAGGAUUUGGGUUAAUGUUAGGGUGAUAUCCAAACCAGGUUGACAUCACCUGCAACAAAUGCCUGUGAGUUAGUCAAAUUGCCUGUGAGUUAGUCAGUCAAAUUGCCUGUGAGUGAGUUAAAUCAAACCAUUGGUAAUCAUGGUAAAUUACAAAUUAAUAACAGGAAAUUAGUGAUUAUACAGUAUGUCAGGGCAUUUGUGGACCCCCCCCCCCCCCCCCUCUUUCGACCCACAUACUUCCAUGAGCUUUCAGGGACUGUUAAUCAUUAAUUCUCCUCAUGUCAUGGUAUUGCUUGAUUUGCUUCUUAAAUGUACUACUUGUCAUCCCUUUAGCCCAAACAACACCUGAUAAAACAGUAACAACUGAAGAAAUCCAUGAAAACAUAAACAUAUCAAGACAACGUGAUGUUCAAUCUUCUUCUGAACAAGUUUUUCUAGACACAGUUGUCAAGGAAAAUAGCCUUUCAGAGUCAGGAUACUUAUUGCUAGACUCUGACAGUGAGACUGCCUCUGAUAGCGACAAUGAUGUUUUCUAUACCAGUAGCAGUAGCAGUGAAUAUGAAGAAGACCCAAACCCUGUCAUGGAUCA
Molecule: messenger RNA, 1060 nt
Organism: Paramuricea clavata
Lineage: Eukaryota; Metazoa; Cnidaria; Anthozoa; Malacalcyonacea; Plexauridae
Source: the annotation of a GenBank genome assembly